Molecule: messenger RNA, 13025 nt
Organism: Nematostella vectensis (starlet sea anemone)
Lineage: Eukaryota; Metazoa; Cnidaria; Anthozoa; Actiniaria; Edwardsiidae
Product: dynein axonemal heavy chain 6
Exons: 90
Coding region: 189-12737 (4182 amino acids)
Biological process (GO): microtubule-based movement
Cellular component (GO): dynein complex
Molecular function (GO): ATP binding; dynein light intermediate chain binding; dynein intermediate chain binding
Source: RefSeq, a predicted model, not a curated record
UUUCGUAGCAACUUCAGCUGAAACAAAAUGGCGGCCAACAACGACGAAAACAGAUAUUUGGCCGCAAAAUGGUUUUUGAACACAGGUUAAAACUCACUGACUGUUGCCUUGUUUUAUAACGAGUAGCGAAAAAGCUAUUCAGAUCAUAAUUUAAGGCAGUGGAGUUUUAUAGAUAGAUAACUGUGAAAAUGGCACAAGAUUUCAACGGUACUCUCGCAAAUGGUCAUCCAAGGAAACCACCAAACACUGCGAAUGGCUCGCCGUUUAGCCUGCCUGGAGUUGACGAAAAUAAACUACGAGCAAGAAUAUACUGUAAGCCUCAACUUGCACCUCAUCCCAAAGCCUUAAGAUUUACUGGGCCCACUCCAGUUCAAGAGAAAAAGGGUAUCCCAACGGCCCCUAGACUUGAACCCUUGCCAAACUUGGCAAGAUAUCAAGAGAAGCAAAGAAGUCUUCCCGGUACAGUGGCACUGAAGACAAAAUCCCCUACACCUCCCUUGUCAGGAGAACCAGACAAGAAGAAACGCAAAGACUCUGUGGAGCCCCUAGAGCGCAAAGCCUCUCCCCUCCCCAACCUCCCUGAGGACCUCAAAGAGAAACAAAACAAAAUAGAUGCUCAAGCCAAGGGUAGGAACUCCCCUCCCCAACCCCCUCAAGGCGGCUCACCUCAACAGCGAGCUUUAAACAAUGCAAGGCAACAAAGAGCUAGCGUUGAGUCACAGAAGUCAGACCUGGCACCUGAAGGGAUUCGGGAUCCUAUACAGAUGCUGGCAUUAAUACGACAGAACCCGCGGCUGGGUUUUUUGUACUUAACACCUGCUGUCGAUCGGUCCUCCAUCGAGUACAGUCCCUACAAUUUGAAAAUUGUCAGGCAUUCUGACAUCAACCACUCAGACUACUCCACAAUCAGCACAGAAGGUGUCACCCACGUGCGAGAUAAUGAAGCAGAGUUUACUUCCCUUGAGAGAUGGGAGAAGGAGUAUGUCGACUACAAACGGCUCGUCAAGAUUCCAACAUUUGCAAACUUUAGGAUGUGGAAGGCAUUUGUUGUCUGGAGGAAGAAUGUCCGCACAAAGAAAAUUCUUCAGUGUCGAAAUUCUUUGCAAGAAAAUCUGUUUAUUGUUAAUGCAUCUCUUCGCCCAGCUCUGCUGAAUGUGAGGGAGAUGUGCUAUCGUAUCAGCGACAUGGGCUUGUGCCGAGUAGAGAAGGGACACACCUACACCCUUGAUGAAUUCAGGAAUGCCCAAUUCCAACAGCUGGAAGAGGUUGCAGGCAGGCUGGCAGAGUUUAGGGACCUUGUGAAAGAGGUGGUUCGCAGUGCCUGUCGUACUGCACUGCUAGAAGCUGGUUUUACACCAGAUGACUACUUCCUUGAUAUGGAAAGCCCAACUGGCAUGUAUGAUGAGUAUGGUCCUUCUGGUAUGGGCCAUUCAUCCUCAUCCUACAUGAUGCCUAGUGGUUAUGGCGAGAUGGACAUGUAUGGAGAUGCCCCUGACAAGAUGACAUACACAGAACAGGCAAAUAAGAGGACACACUGCAGGCGUCUUACAAGUUUUAUUCGCCUUGCCGACUACCUCAUUGUGAAUACCAUGCACGUCCUUGCCGUCAACUCAGUGGCAACUCUCCUGAACUACUUAGAAGAACAGCUGCAGAAUGCCCCACCCUUAGCAACUCUCCUGGGUACCAAGAAAGAGGGUGCAGCCAAAGCAGAUGAGGAGGACAAGGAAGAAGGGGAGGAAGAAAAGAAGGAGGAACAUGUUGAGCUUGAUCCUUUGUUCACUACUGAGCUGCUCAUGGAACCGCAAGCUCUGCUUUUCUACCCGGGCCUGGAGGACUUUGAUGAAGGUCUUGGUGAGGUCACCAAGAGGUUCCAGGACGCCGUGCUGAGUGUCUCCAAUCUGGUUCCUGACCCUUACUUUGAUGCAUUCACAAGGCCCAUCAUCAAUGGCAAAGUGGAAGAGAAGACUGCAGGGGAGGGACCCAGCUUGGCUACGAUGUUUGAAGAUGACCGACACCUCCAAGGCGUGAUUCAGAGCAUCAGGGAUGCCAUCUCGAAUGCGUUUGACAUGGCAUGGAAGUAUGCCAAUACAUUUGAGCCAUACCGCAAGUUCUACCAGGAGAAUGAGAGUCUGGACCUUGAAGCCAUUAGGGAGGGAGAACAUGAUGUGGAGUUCUUUGCGACCUCACUCGAAAAGUACAACAGUGAGCACGAGCAAGCAGUUGGGAUCAUGGCCAAGAAGCCCAUCGGCAUGAUACUGGCUGACCUCAGGAAGCUCAAGGAAGUCCUCAUUCCUUCUCCCCUCAAAUGCUUGGAGGUCAUUAAUGACAUUCUCCCCAAGCUGGCAAAGAAGCGUACAGACGACCUGAUGAAGUUCUGCCAAGACGCUCAGUUUGAGCUGGAAGUUGUUCCAAGCUCAACCAAUGAUUAUGUCAAAAGUCUGACAUUCUUAGACGAGAUACAAGAAAAGAUCGAUGACAUUGAAGCUGAAAGUAUGACCAUUAAGGAGCUCUAUGACUUGAUUGACAACUACAAGGUGCCAACCCCACCUGAGGAUCUUGCUGUUUAUCAGACUUUAAGGCCGACAGUGACAGCAGUGCGCAACGUGAUUGACAAGUCUCUCGCAGAACGAGACUCGAACAUUGAUAAAUUCUGCACAUGCAUGGACAAAGAUAUUGUUCAACUUGGGAAAGAUGUCAAGGAAGUCAAGCAAAAAGCUCAGGACCCCAAGAUUCUCGAUUCGAGCUCCAAAUCCGAAAGCAUUAUUGCGUACCUGAAGGAGUUACAAGGGAAGAUGGACUGGCUGCAUGACACUGCUUUCACCUACAAGUCAUACCAGAAAAACUUUAAGGUAGAGGUGACCAAGUUUGAGGAGCUGGAGGAGGUGCACGCGGAGCUCCGGCUCAAGCAGUCGCUCUGGAACUCCCUGGUCGAAUGGGACCAGUCUCAGCAGGAUUGGACAGAGACACCCUUUGAGGAGCUGAACCCCGAGACUCUGAGUAACAACGUUAUGAAGUACGCAAAGACUGUGAUGCAGCUGGAGAAGGGACUGCCACCUAACUCGGUCGUGCCCAUCCUGAAGGAGAAGGUCGAGAACAUGAGACACAAGCUGCCAGUUAUUACCAACCUUCGAAAUCCCGCCCUCAAGCAGAGGCACUGGGACCAGAUCCAGCAAAUAUUCAACUAUCACUUCAAGGAUGAGGAACCGCUCACCCUCGGACUCUUGGACAAGAUUGAGGCUUUCGAGCACACCGAAUCCAUCGAGGAGGUGUCAGGACAAGCGUCUAGCGAGGCAUCCCUCGAGGGUAUCCUCAAGAAGGUCGAGGAUGCUUGGAAGUCCACAGAGUUUAUAGUGCUUCCCCACCGUGACUCUAAAGACGUGUUUAUCUUGGGUGGCGUUGAUGAUAUCCAGGCCGUCCUGGACGACAGCAUGAUUAAUGUCUCCACGAUUGCGGGCUCGCGUCACGUGGGACCCAUCAGACCACGAGUGGAAGAAUGGCAGCGACAGCUGUAUCUGUUCAGCGAGACCAUGGACGAGUGGAUGACUUGUCAGCGAAACUGGUUGUAUCUAGAAAGCAUCUUCAGUGCACCAGACAUCCAAAGGCAACUCCCUGCGGAGGCGAAGAUGUUCAUGACCGUGGACAAGUCAUGGAAGGAAAUCAUGCGGAAGGUGAACAGGCUCCCGAACGCACUGAGAGCAGCUACACAGCCAGGUCUGCUCGAGACAUUCCAGAACAACAAUGCCCUGCUUGACCAGAUACAGAAGUGCCUGGAAGCCUACCUGGAAUCCAAAUGUGUCAUCUUCCCAAGGUUCUACUUCUUGUCUAAUGACGAGCUACUGGAGAUCUUGUCUCAGACUCGUAACCCACACGCCGUCCAGCCACAUCUGCAGAAAUGUUUCGAUGCGAUCGCCAAGUUGGAAUUCGGUUCCACAGUCCAAGCUCCAUCAACACCUCAAGACCAACCAGUCACUCCUACAGGCGAAAGACCAAUGUCUGCCAGUAAGGCGCAACAGACCAAUGACAUUCUAGGGAUGAUCUCCCCAGAGGGGGAGAAGGUCAGCCUGGGCAAGGGUCUUAAGGCUCGUGGCAACGUUGAAGACUGGCUCGGCAAGGUAGAAGAGAGCAUGGUCAGCUCCCUCAGGCGUCUAGCAAAGGCGUCCAUUGCAGACUACGAGUCCAGGCCUCGAGAAGAGUGGGUCACCCUACACCCUAGUCAGAUCGUCAUCAUGAUAUCCCAGACGAUGUGGUGUCGGAACAUCACCGAGUCGCUCAACUGCGAGGGGGACAGGGUCGAGGCCAUGAAGCAUAGGGAGCAGGAGUCGUUCCAGAACCUGAACAAUCUCGCUGCACUUGUCCGUGGGGUACUUCCCAAGCUGACUCGAAACAUCCUCGGGGCGCUCAUCACCAUUGACGUACACGCCAGGGACAUUGUGACGGGCAUGGUGAACGCAAAGGUUGAUAGCGAAAACAACUUCGAGUGGAUUAAGCAGCUCCGCUACUACUGGGACCCAGACCUGGAUAACUGUGUUGUGCGCAUGUCCAACUCAAUGUACAUAUAUGGCUAUGAGUACUUAGGAGCCUCAGCUCGUCUCGUCAUCACGCCGCUGACUGAUCGUUGUUACCUGUGCCUGAUGGGUGCUCUUCAGCUGGAUUUGGGCGGAGCGCCGGCAGGACCCGCCGGAACUGGAAAAACAGAGACAACCAAGGACUUGGCGAAAGCAUUAGCGAAGCAGUGCGUGGUGUUCAACUGCUCUGAAGGGCUGGACUUCAAGAUGAUGGGACGGUUCUUCUCGGGUCUGGCCCAGUCAGGCGCCUGGUGCUGCUUCGACGAGUUCAAUCGUAUCGACAUUGAGGUGUUGUCUGUCAUAGCUCAACAGCUACUUACCAUCAGAAAUGCCAAGGUUGCCAAGGCUUCCCGCUUCAUGUUUGAGGGUCGUGAGAUCAAGCUUGUCCCAAGCUGUGCGGCCUUCAUCACCAUGAACCCUGGAUAUGCCGGCCGAACAGAGCUCCCUGACAAUCUGAAGGCGUUGUUCAGACCUAUGGCCAUGAUGGUUCCUAACUACGCUCUUAUCGCAGAAGUUAUUCUGUACUCUGAGGGCUUCGAGUCCUCCAAGAAUCUCGCACGCAAGAUGACCCAGAUGUACCGGCUUUGCAGCGAGCAGCUGUCGCAGCAAGAUCACUACGACUUCGGUAUGCGUGCCGUCAAGUCUGUGCUGGUUAUGGCAGGUGCUCUCAAGCGCAGUAACCCUGAUCUGGAAGAAGACGUGGUGCUCAUCCGGGCUCUACGGGACAGCAACUUGCCCAAGUUCUUAGCUGCUGAUGCUAUUCUUUUCAGGGCCAUCCUGACUGACUUGUUCCCUGGAAAAGAGAUUCCAGACCAUGACUACGGCAAGCUGCAGUCCACUAUCGAAGACUGUAUGGUCGCCAAGGGACUCCAGGCUAUUCCAGCCCUGGUAAAGAAAGUUAUCCAGCUUUAUGAGACAAUGAUUGUACGGCACGGUGUCAUGUUGGUUGGUCCCACUGGCAGCGGAAAGACCACCAAUUACAUGAUGUUGCAGGAUACAUUGACGAGUCUACACGAACAAGCAGAAGACAGCCCUUACUACCUUCCUGUUCAAACACAUAUCCUCAACCCUAAGUCCGUGACGAUGGGUGAGCUUUACGGCGAGGUAAACAAGCUCACCAUGGAGUGGAGGGACGGGCUUAUGGCGCUCAAAGUGCGACAGUGUGUCCAGGAAACAACUCCUGAUCACAAAUGGAUCGUCUGUGAUGGUCCCGUUGACGCGCUCUGGAUCGAGAACAUGAACACUGUGCUUGACGAUAACAAGAUGCUUUGUCUAGCGAACAGCGAGCGUAUCAAGCUAAACAACACUAUCCACAUGCUGUUCGAAGUGCAGGACCUGGCUGUCGCCUCCCCAGCCACGGUCAGUCGCUGCGGCAUGGUCUACAUGGAUCCCAAUGAGCUCGGCUGGAGGCCAUUCGUACGAUCGUGGAUGCAAAAGCAUGGCGAUAAGAUGAAGGAAGAGACCAGGGAGUACCUAUGGAACCUGUUUGAUCACUACGUGGAUGCUGGAUUAAAGUUCGCAAGCAAGAAAUGCACCCAGGCCAUGCAACAGGUGGACAUCAGCAAGGUGACGACGAUGUGCUGUCUGUUCGACAGCUUCUUUUUCCCAGCCAAGGGUGGACCGGACUUUAAUCUAGACCCGACCAAGCUCCAUCCCCUGAUCUGCACUGCCUUCCUGUUCGUAUUCCUGUGGUCCAUCGGAGGAAACCUGGUGGAAACUUGUAACGAGUCCUUUGACACCUUCACCCGGGAUCUCUUCGCCGACACUCACGAUGUCCGGAUUCCCGGUUCAGGUGACUUGUACAGCUACUACGUUGAUUUCGACACACGCCGCAUGGAGCCAUGGGAGAAGAUCAUCCCCGCCUUCAAGUACAGUUCCGAGGUGCCGUACUUCGACCUGCUGGUCCCCACCGUGGACACCGUACGCUUUGGGUUCCUGAUGGACAAGCUUCUGUCAGUGAACAAGUCUGUACUGUACACCGGCACAACGGGUGUUGGCAAGUCUGUGAUCGCCAAAGCCAUCCUGGAUGACAUCUCGCAAAAGUCCAACUAUAUGGCCAUUAUGAUGAACUUCUCUGCGCAGACAAGCAGUCAGCGAACCCAGGAGAUGAUCGAGACCAAGCUUGAGAAGAAACGCAAGAAUAUCCUAGGUGCGCCGGCUGGUAAGAGGAUGGUGAUUUUCGUGGACGAUCUCAACAUGCCAAAGCUGGACACGUACGGCUCCCAACCGCCCAUCGAGCUGCUCAGGCAGUAUCAGGAUUUCCGCGGAUUCUAUGACAGAGAGAAGUUGUUCUGGAAGGAAAUUCACGACAUGACCAUCUGCUCCGCGUGUGCGCCUCCUGGUGGUGGUAGGAACCCUGUAACGCCACGCUUCCUGCGUCACUUCAGCAUGUUCUGCAUUCCAUCUUCGGCCGAGCACACACUUGGACAUAUUUUCAAGUCUAUUGUGAGUGGCUUCUUGCUGGAUUUCCCGGCCGAAGUCCGGGAAUGCGCGGAUGCUAUCGUCGGUGCAAGUGUGGAGAUCUACGCGCGCAUGAGUACUGAUCUUCUACCGACGCCGGCCAAGUCGCACUACGUGUUCAACCUUCGUGAUUUGUCAAAGUGCAUUCAAGGCGUACUGCAAGCGGACCCUGGCGUGAUCCGUGACAAAGGACAGAUUUUCAGGCUGUUCUGCCACGAGGCGUCACGUGUCUUCCAAGAUCGACUCAUCAACAAAGAAGACAAGACCUUCUUCAACACCAUCAUGUCGGAGAUGGCACACAAGCACUUCCAACAGAACAUGGAGCCCGAGAAGUUCGAGACAAACCCUAUCCUGUUUGGCGACUUUAUGAAGAUGGGUGCGGAUCCCGCCGAUAAACUCUAUGAGGAGCUGACUGACUUGAAGAAAGUCAAGAAUCUCUUGACCGAUUACCUUGACGACUACAACAUGAACUCUUCCAAAGAAAUGAAGCUUGUUUUCUUCAUGGAUGCCAUCGAGCACAUCUCACGGAUAGCCCGUAUGGUUCGCCAGCCUAGGGGUAACGCAUUGCUAGUUGGUGUCGGUGGUACUGGCAAGCAAAGUCUUACAAGAUUGGCUUGCCACAUGUCGGCGUACAAGUGCUUCCAGAUUGAGCUGACGCGCGGUUAUGACUACUCCGCAUUCCGAGAGGACCUCAAGAAGCUGUACGACGUCGCGGGAGUCAAAGGCGAAAACACCGUCUUUCUUUUCACAGACACACAGAUUGUCGUAGAGGAAUUCCUCGAAGACAUCAAUAACAUUCUCAAUUCAGGCGAGGUCCCUAACUUGUUUGAGCCCGAGGAGUAUGAGGCUGUGCUUAACGGUACCCGUCCACUCGCUAAGGAAGCAGGAAUACCGGAAGGCGACAGGGAUGGAGUGUUUGACUACUUCAUCAGUCGUGUUCGUAACAACCUGCAUAUUGUGCUGUGUAUGAGCCCUGUUGGAGAUGCGUUCCGUACAAGAUGCCGUAUGUUCCCAUCACUUGUCAACUGCUGUACUAUUGACUGGUUCACCGAAUGGCCCAGGGAAGCGUUGCUGUCUGUAUCGUCGAACUUCUUUGAGGAAGUCGAUUUGGGCGCGGAAGGAGUGAAGGAUAAAGUGGCGGAGAUGUGCGUGGAGAUUCACACGAGUGUAAGUACAAUGGCCGACAGGUUCUACGCUGAAUUGCGCCGUCGCUACUACACCACGCCAACGAGUUACCUGGAGCUUAUUACUCUCUACCUCAGCAUGUUGGACGAGAAGAGAAAGCAGCUGAUUGGUGCUCGGGAUCGAGUCAAGAACGGCUUGAAGAAGUUGCUAGAAACUAACGACCUGGUGGACACGAUGCAGGUCGAGCUGGUUGCGCUAGAGCCGCAGCUCAAACAAAAAUCCCUGGAUGUCGAGAAACUAAUGGAGAAACUGCAGGUUGAUCAGGAAGAAGCUGACAAGGUACGAAAUGUUGUCCAAGCUGAAGAAGCUGUUGCGAAAGAGAAGGCGGAUGAAACUUCGGCCAUCGCCGCCGAAGCACAAAAAGAUUUGGAUGAAGCGCUCCCUGCAUUGGAAGCCGCACAAAAGGCGUUGGACUCCCUGGACAAGAGUGAUAUCUCCGAGUUACGUGUGUUCACUAAACCUCCUGAGCUUGUGAUGACGGUCAUGGAAUCCAUCUGUAUACUACUCGGAGUCAAACCAGACUGGCCAUCAGCGAAGACAAUGCUGGGAGAUGCUGGAUUCCUGAAAAAGCUGAUGGACUACGAUAAGGAUAAGAUACCUGAUUCUACUCUACGUAAGCUCAAGAAGUACAUCGACAACCCCAAGUUCGUCGUCGAGGUCGUUGAGAAAGUGUCUAAGGCAUGUCGCUCUAUGGUGAUGUGGGUCCGUGCCAUGGAUCUCUAUGCUAGAGUCUACAGAACCGUGGAACCCAAGCGAGCUAAGCUUGCCGCGGCACAAGCUGAACUCGAGGUGGUCAUGUCCACUCUGCGCGAGAAGCAAGCAAGCUUGGCAGAGGUCGAAAGCAAGAUCGCAGAGCUGCAAGCGGCGUACGACCACAGCAUCGCUGAGAAAGAAACUCUGACCAAGAACAUCGCGCAGACCGCCGCGCGGCUGAAGAGGGCGUCUAAACUCACCACUGCUCUCGGCGACGAGCAGGGUCGCUGGACAGAGAACGUAGCGGCGUUCGAGCUGGAGAUCGGGAAUGUUGUCGGCAACGUCUUCGUGGCAGCUGCAUGCGUGGCGUAUUUUGGCGCCUUCACGAGCCUCUACCGCCAUGAGUUGAUCAACUCGUGGAUUGAGCAGUGUAAGGAACUCGGUGUGCCCGUGUCAGAUGACUUCAGCCUUAUUUACGUGCUGGCAGACCCGUACGAGAUUCGACAGUGGAACUCGGAUGGCCUUCCUCGGGACUCGGUGUCUAUUGAAAAUGCCAUCUUGGUGACCAGGAGUAGACGUUGGCCGCUCAUGAUCGAUCCACAAGACCAGGCAAACCGGUGGAUACGUACCAAAGAGGCAAAGAAUGGGCUGAAGAUCAUCAAACUGACCGACAAUAACUUCUUGCGUACGUUGGAGAACUGUAUCCGUAUCGGGAUGCCUGUGUUGCUGGAGGAGGUUGGAGAGAGCCUGGACCCUGCCCUCGAACCUAUUCUUCUCAAGCAGACGUUCGUCCAGGGUGGCCGAUUACUGAUUCGUCUGGGAGACAGCGACAUUGACUAUGAUAAAAAUUUCCGGUUCUACAUGACCACCAAGCUAGCAAACCCUCACUAUCUGCCGGAAGUAUGCAUUAAAGUGACAAUUAUCAACUUCACCGUGACCAAGUCGGGUCUUGAAGAUCAGCUGCUUAGUGACGUUGUCCGGCUGGAAAGACCCGAUCUUGAAGAUCAGAGAAAUCAGCUGAUUGUACGAAUCAACUCGGACAAGAAUCAGCUCAAGGCGAUCGAAGACCGCAUCCUGAAGCUUCUGUUCCACUCGGAGGGUAACAUCCUAGAUGACGAGGUCCUUAUUAACACGUUAAACGAGUCCAAGGUGACAUCUGGCGUGAUUAGCACUCGACUUAAAGAAGCUGAGAGAACUGAGGAGAAGAUCACCAUCGCGCGUGAAAAGUACCGUCCCGUGGCGACCCGCGGGUCCGUCAUGUACUUCGUGGUGGCAAGCCUGGCAGAGGUGGAUCCUAUGUACCAGUACUCACUCAAGUACUUUAAGCAGUUGUUCAACGCGUGCAUUGAGAGUAGUGAAAAGACAGAUGACUUGGACAGAAGAUUGGAAAUUUUGCUCAACAACUGCACAGAGUCUGUCUACGUCAACGUUGCAAGGGGCUUGUUCGAGAAAGACAAACUUGUAUUCUCGUUCAUGCUGUGCGGGGAUAUCAUGAGGCAACAGGAAAUUAUCACAGACGAAGAAUGGAACUUCUUCCUCCGAGGCACGGGCGGUCUCGAUAAGGAGCGACCUGCCAAGCCAGAUGUUCCGUGGUUGACAGAUUUCAUGUGGAAUACGUGCUGUGAUCUUGAGGACGUUCUUCAUUCCUUCAAAGGCUUCAAAGAAGACUUUGUCAAAGCUCCAAUAACAAUAUCCAUGGGAAAUCUUCAGAUCUGCCCGAACGAAGCGAUUCUGGAGUACCAAGAGGAGAACAAGGAAGAGCAGAGUGAAGUUGGUGACGAUGAUCAGGCGGAGAAGCCGAGGAGCUGGCAGGACAGGCUCACUAGCUUCGAGAGACUAAUAUUUAUCAAGGCCUUCAAGGAAGAGAAAGUGGUCUUUGCAGCCGUGGACUUUGUGUGCGAAAACCUCGGCAAGACGUUCGUAGAGAGCCCAUCUAUUGACCUUCCCGUGCUGUUCGAGAAUGUCUCUAACAUGAUCCCACUGAUUUUCAUUCUCUCUACGGGCUCCGACCCCAUGAACGCCUUCCUUCGCUUUGCAAGGGAUAUGAACUACACCGAAAGAAUACAAGCUAUUUCACUGGGUCAAGGCCAGGGUCCAGUUGCGGAAAAACUAAUAGCGAAUGCAUCUAAGAACGGUGACUGGGUCUUCCUGCAGAAUUGCCAUCUUGCCGCAUCCUGGAUGUUAGCGAUGGAGACGACGAUCAAGGACUUGACGAAUAACGAGGCAGAAGUACACGAGGACUUCCGGUUAUUUCUUAGUUCCAUGCCGACCAAGGCAUUCCCUGUCACCGUGCUUCAGAACAGCGUCAAAGUAACGAAUGAGCCGCCCAAGGGUCUCAGGGCAAACACUAAGCGGGCGUUUGGCGAGCUCAUGGCCGACCCUUUCGAGAGUCACGUUCUCGGCGUGAGUUGGCGCAAAUUGGUGUUCGGCAUAUGUUUCUUCCAUGCCAUCAUUCAGGAGCGUAAGAAGUUUGGUCCCCUCGGGUGGAACAUCAAAUACGAGUUCAACGACUCGGACCGCAUGUGCGCACUGGAAAACCUCAAGAUGUUCCUUGUGGACGAGAACAUUCCCUGGGACGCACUCACCUUCAUUACAGGCCAGAUUACGUACGGUGGACGUGUGACGGAUGAAUGGGAUCAGCGCUGCCUUACCACAAUCCUCGGUCGCUUCUUUUCGCCCAAGAUCUUAGAAGACAACUACAAAUUCUCUGAAUCAGGAAUUUACUUCCCACCCGGUUUUGAGUCGCUUCAUGAUUACCGCGAGUACGUGGACAACCUACCUCUCACUGACGAACCUGAAGUGUUUGGCAUGCACGAGAACGCCAACAUAGCCUUCCAGAUGCAAGAGACCCACCAGCUGAUCUACACAGUGCUUGAGGUACAGCCACGACUCGCGAGCUCUGGCGGCGGUAAGACGAACGACGAGAUCGUGUACGAGCUGGCCGACAGCAUCCUUGGUAAACUGAUGGACGUACUGGACAUGGAGAAAGCCGAAAAGUCUUUGUUCGAGACGGAUGCAAAAGGCAGGUACAAUUCGCUGACCACCGUGCUAGGACAGGAAGUAGAUCGCUUUAAUAACCUGCUUAAGGUGAUCAAGAACUCGCUUACACAGCUGCAGAAAGCCAUCAAGGGUCUGGUAGUGAUGUCAUUAGAACUGGACAAGGUUUACACAAGUUUCCUAAACAACCAGGUUCCUGACAUGUGGGCAAACUCGUCUUACCCAUCACUUAAGCCUCUCGGCUCCUGGGUCAAGGAUCUCGUCCUGAGGACAAUGUUUGUUGAGCAAUGGAUUAUCCACGGGCCGCCCAAAUCUUUCUGGAUCUCUGGAUUUUUCUUCCCACAAGGUUUCCUGACUGGCACCCUACAAAACCACGCGCGCAAGUACAACCUUCCUAUCGACCAACUGACGUUCAGCUACAACGUGCUGCCCCAGUACCGUAACCAGGAGGAGGUUGCCGAGGAGACCGCUAAGCUUGAGUACGGACAGGCGCUCCCGCUUGACGAGGAGCUGGACUGCCCCGACGACGGCGUACUGGUACAUGGGCUAUACCUAGACGGAGCGCGCUGGGAUGAUGAUUCCAUGAUGCUCGGUGACGCGCGCUACGGAGAGAUGAACCCGCCAUUACCCAUCCUGCACAUGGAGCCGCAGAUGAACCUAGUGCCAGACCCCUCACAAUACAUGUCACCUCUGUACAAGACCUCUGCCCGUGCUGGCGUGCUCUCAACCACAGGUCAUUCCACGAACUUCGUCGUAUCCGUGUACCUCCCUACAGAUCUACCGCAGGCCUUCUGGAUAGAGAAAGGCACGGCGCUACUCUGUCAGCUCAACGAAUAGGCCGCCUUUUCCUGAUUCUAUAUUCUAAGCACAGUCUCUGUGACUUAUUAAUGCGAACCGUACAGUAUUGUGUUUGUACAUACUCGAAAUAGUAGAUAAUUGCCAAGUAACGCAAAAUAGACUCCAGAAUGUUCGGGUCCAUUUUCGAGCUGAUCUUGACAAUAAAAUUUUCAGUUCGCAUUUUUGUGUGAAUGUUUCCUCUUAUAUAUGCGUGUUGGAGAGGAAUUUGGGUUAUAUUAAUAACAUCUUGUACAUUUGGAUUUUUUCAAUAAAAUUGCUGUAAAAUCA